UCAUUCCACUUUGGUACUAAUUAAGUCAUGGCAACAAAUUAUUCCUCUCAACCAUUGUUAGAUUCUCCCAAAACAAAAUCCUCCUCUUCUACUAAAGCUCUCUAUGUGCUUCUCUCCUUAGCUACUAUUGUGGGCUCAGUUGGAUUAAUUUCAAUCUGGGCCACUAACCCAUCAAUUUCCUUAACAACCCGUGUUUGUGAUACAGCUCAUGAUCAGCCAUCUUGCUUAGCCAUGCUGUCUGAGGUUGCACCUGUUGGUGUGAUGGAUACAAAAACACUUGAUUUAUUACAGAUGGUUUUGCAUAAAUCGUCCUUAAAAAUCCACGAGACGAUCCAUUUGGCGAGCAAUGUAAAUGGUCGGAUCAAUAAUGGUCAGGAACAAGCAGCUCUAGCAGAUUGUCUAGAGUUGAUGGAUUUGUCAAGGGAUAGAUUAAUGGACUCCAUGAUGAGACUUGGGAACCUAUCGUCCCAAGCCCAUUUUGAUGUUCAUUCAUGGCUAAGUAGCAUUCUCACCAACCAUGUUACUUGCAUAGAUGGGCUAAAUGGCCAGGCCCAGUCUAUCAUGGAGCCUAUGUUGAAUGAUUUAGUAGCAAGAGCAAGGACUUCCUUGGCCUUGAUGGUUGCAAUUGCACCACCAAAGAAUGAUAAUAAUUUACCAACAGUUAGUGAUGAUGGAUUGCCCUCAUGGGUUAGUGCUAAUGAUAGAAAGCUUUUGCAACUUUCUGCUAAUGCUAUAGCAGCCAAUGUUGUAGUGGCUAAAGAUGGUAGUGGAAAAUAUAAGACCGUAAAAGAAGCAGUUGCGUCUGCUCCAGAUAAUAGUAAGACUAGAUUUGUUAUUUAUGUGAAAAAAGGAAUUUAUAAAGAAAAUGUUGAGAUUGGGAAAACUAAGAAGAAUAUAAUGCUUGUGGGUGAUGGCAUGGAUGCUACUAUUAUUACUGGCAACUUGAAUGUUGUGGAUGGUGCAACAACUUUCAACUCUGCAACUGUUGCUGCUGUUGGGGAUGGAUUCAUAGCUCAAGAUGUACAAUUUCAAAACACAGCAGGGCCACAAAAGCACCAAGCAGUGGCCCUUCGUGUUGGAGCAGAUCAGUCCGUUAUCAACCGUUGCAAAAUAGAUGCAUUCCAGGACACUCUAUAUACCCACACUCUCCGUCAAUUCUACAGAGAUUGUUACAUUACUGGCACUGUCGAUUUCAUCUUCGGUAAUGCAGCAGUUGUGUUCCAAAACUCUAAACUCGCAGCCCGAAAGCCCAUGAGCGGACAGAAAAACAUGGUUACGGCUCAAGGUCGUGAAGAUCCAAACCAAGUAACAGGAACUUCAAUCCAGAAUUGUGAUAUUAUUCCUAGCUCGGACCUUGCACCAGUGAAAGGGUCCGUGAAGACAUAUUUGGGUAGACCAUGGAAAGCGUAUUCGCGGACAGUGUACAUGCAGUCCAAUAUUGGAGACCAUAUUGAUCCAGCAGGUUGGUCAGAAUGGGACGGUGAUUUUGCAUUGAAAACAUUGUAUUAUGGUGAGUACAUGAACAAAGGAGCUGGUGCUGGAAUUAGUAAGAGAGUAAACUGGCCUGGUUAUCAUAAUGCCUUAACAAUAUCUGAGGCCACAAAAUUCACUGUGGGUCAGCUGAUUCAAGGAGCAGCAUGGUUAAAAUCUACUGGUGUCGCUUACACUGAAGGGUUGUGAGGAACUUGUUUGAUUUAUAGUAUAUAUUAUUAUGCUUGCUUGGUGAUUUUAAUUAAGGUUGUUUCUAAUAAUAUAUAUUAUACGGAUGAGCUGUGGCUCUCCGCCCAGUGUGAACGAUCGAUCAUCAAAUUAGUAAUAAACUUGGCAGGUGUUAUUGUAA
Solanum verrucosum is the source of this 1840-nucleotide messenger RNA. Its product is annotated as pectinesterase-like. Bases 28 to 1680 code for a protein of 550 amino acids. Lineage: Eukaryota; Viridiplantae; Streptophyta; Magnoliopsida; Solanales; Solanaceae. The record is from RefSeq and is a predicted model, not a curated record. Gene Ontology annotation, biological process: cell wall modification. Gene Ontology annotation, molecular function: pectinesterase inhibitor activity; pectinesterase activity. The transcript has 2 exons.